GGGUAGUUUUGGAAAUUCAAGUGAAUUUCUUGUCCGAAUCAAUUGCCCAUUGGUCGGUUCAAAAUGGGUGGGAAGAGAGAGAGAGAGAGAGAGAGAAAACCAGACUCUCUGCGGAAACCGCUUACGAUAGAUUUCACUUCAGCCCCAGUGGGUGCAGGAUUCUCUAUCGUACGCCUUUGGGUCUUCAAGUGUUUAUUUUUAACGUACGCACACCCACACCCACACCCACACCCACACCCACACCCUCCCUCAUUUUCCAUACACGGUACCCCGUAAUGGUAAUUAAAGCACACUCGGAAAACAAAUCUACUUGAAGAGGACCCUCCCACCUACCCACCCAACCCUUCGACUGAACCUGAAGCCGUACGCAGCAGUCUAUAGCAUAAGCUGCUGAUGAUUCUGUGUUGAAAGGUACUAAUAUUGAUAUAUAUUUACAUACAAAGGUAUCUCCUUUCUUCUUCUUUUUCCCUCUUCUUCCUCUCUCUACUUCAGCUGUUCAUCAGUACAAUAGGACCAGAAAAAGGGUUGUACUUUCUCUGACCCUUUCUGCCGGACUUUCACGGUAUUGAUUGCGAAAAUAUAAGAUGGAUAUGUAUGUAUAUCUCGUUUUGGUGUUUUUCUUAACCGGGUUUUGAAGGAUCUAUCUUGGUUUUCCUGUGUUUGAGCUGGGUUUAGUUGGAUCUGAUUAAUUUCGUUUUCAAUUCGGAGGGAGAAGGGUUUAGGUUUUUCAUGCAAAAGAAGACGAAACCAUAUCCCCGAUGUCUAAUUCAUGCAAUUUCUUUAGUGUUUUGGAUUGAUUUUUGGGGGAGAGAAAGAGAGAGAUAAGGUUUUUGGAUUGUAUCUGUUUGGAUUUGGGGCUAUAUUCGUUAGAUCUCUCAGUCUAUUACGGCAAACAAAAGAGGAUCCAAAAUAAAGAAAACUACAAGCUUCUUAUCAGUAUUGGCUUCCUUGUCCUCAUCCUCUUAUUGAGAAAGACCGGACUGCAAAACAAGAAGAAGAAGAGGAAAUGAAGUAAGGAAACAAAGGGGUUUUUCCUUUUCUCCAGAAACAAACAUGGCUAAUCGUUGGUGGGCUGGAAAUGUAGGGAUGAGAAACGUUGACCAGAUCUCGCCACCGCCAUCUCUUCACUUAAGAAACCCAGAAGAGGAACACACCAGUUUAAGCCGGCUUGGUCCGAGAAGAGAGCAAGAAUUCAUCCGUAACCAUUCCGCUAACCCCACUACGCAUACUCCUAACACCGUCAAUCAAAGCCAAAGCCAUGAAGAUGAAGAUAGCCGAGACGAUAACAACAACACCGGUCUCGAACUCGAAGAAGCCACCGGUCACGACUCCAUCGAACCCGGUAGCAGCAGCGGUGGCCCUGGUUCCAGCGGCGGUCGCCGACCAAGAGGAAGGCCGCCCGGCUCAAAAAAUAAGCCCAGGCCCCCCGUCGUGAUAACUAAGGAGAGCCCCAACUCGCUAAGGAGCCACGUCUUGGAAAUCGCAAGCGGCAGCGACAUCGUCGAUUGCGUCGCCACCUUCUCCCGCCGCCGCCACCGAGGCGUCUCCGUUUUGAGCGGCAGUGGGGUCGUCACCAACGUCACCCUCAGACAACCAGCCGCGCCGGGCGGUGUCAUCAACCUGCAAGGAAGGUUCGAAAUUUUGUCCCUCUCCGGUGCAUUCUUGCCCACACCGUCUCCUCCUGGCGCAACGGGGCUCACUGUGUACCUAGCCGGCGGGCAGGGUCAAGUUGUGGGAGGCGGCGUGAUGGGUGCACUGGUGGCAUCAGGACCCGUGAUUAUUAUUGCCGCCACCUUUAGCAAUGCAACCUACGAGAGGCUCCCGGUCGAGGACGACCAUGGCGGCGUUCAACCACAACAACAAGCCGGCAAUGGAAGUAACGAGAAUCAAGAAAAUAGUAGUGGAGGAGGUAAUGCUCAGACGACUCAAGGUUUAGGUGGUGAAGCCACAGUGCCUCCGUUGUAUAAUCUGCCCCAGAAUUUGCAGCUCCCUAAUGGUCAAUUGCCUCAUGAUGUCUUCUGGGUUCCCCCUCCUCGUCCACCUCCAUCUUACUGAUCAUAUAUAUAUGUGAAAAGAGAGAGAUAGAGCGAGAGAGGAAGAGAUAUGGUAGGUUGGAUUUUUUGCUGACUUGUUUUUGUGCAGAAA
Molecule: messenger RNA, 2145 nt
Organism: Carica papaya (papaya)
Lineage: Eukaryota; Viridiplantae; Streptophyta; Magnoliopsida; Brassicales; Caricaceae
Product: AT-hook motif nuclear-localized protein 15-like
Cellular component (GO): nucleus
Molecular function (GO): DNA-binding transcription factor activity; minor groove of adenine-thymine-rich DNA binding
Source: RefSeq, a predicted model, not a curated record